AUGUCCGACCCAUUGGCAGUUCUACCUGGCGGAGAGAUACCAAAAAGACUUUUGGCUGAUGGCGAAUCGGUCGAAGUAACCGGCUCUUCAAAAUCGAGGUCCAAGUAUACCACCAAGCGCACUGAUACCCACUACUACUGUUCUUGUCCCGCCUGGAGAAAUCAGAGUGGCGUCAAGGUAGAACUACGGACUUGCAAGCACUUGAAGGAGCUUUUGGGUGACGCAUACGAGGUCGCGCGAACCUCGUCCAACAAACCUGCACCCAAACCGGCUGACAGGACCCAGAGCACAAAGAAAGCUAGUUUACCACCCAGCAGCAACUCAUCCGCUCCUUCAGGGUGUUCAACACGAUCUACACGCGCUAGUAAACGUAAAUAUUCCGACGAUGAACCUGCCGAGGAUCAGAAGAACGACGAGGACGUACCCCAAGCUUCCGCUGACAAUGAGGACGCCGCGAACAUCAACCAAGAUACACCAGCCACAGAUGCCGACGACCUUGCGGAAAUCAACGGGAUAAAACCAAAAGUGUACAUGCGCGAUGGAGAAGAGCGCGAAGCCAAGAGUCAAACCAGCUCUUCCACCUACAAGAUCAAGCGUACUUGGGAUCAUUACUACUGCACCUGCCCCGCAUGGCGCAACCAAGGCGGCGUCCCUGUCAACGCCCGCUCAUGCAAACAUAUUAAAAGUAUUCUGGGAGAAGAGUAUGAAGCAGCCCGUGCGAAACUCAAGAACCCCGAUGGCUCCAACUCGCCUUCAUGCAAGGACAGUCGGCCUUCCAAACGAGCCAAGAAGGAUGGUGCAAAUUCGAGUGGAAAUGGAGGUGGCAGUACCAAGACCGUCCCUCAACUACUGCUGGCGGUCAAGUGGGAUUUAGCAACGGGAUGCGACCCCACUGGAUGGUGGAUGAGUGAAAAGUUAGAUGGCGUUCGUGUUUACUAUGACGGAAAGAAAAUGUGGAGUCGGCUCGGCAAUCCGUUCACACCCCCGCAGGAGUUUCUUGACCGUCUUCCUAAGGAUGUUACAUUGGAUGGAGAGCUCUUCGGAGGGCGCGGGAAAUUUCAGGACACAGUGUCAAUCGUCAAGACUGCCAAUUCUCCUCACUGGAAGAAUAUUACCUUCCAGAUAUUCGACAUCCCCUCCCGUGGGUCGGAGCCAUUCGAAGAACGUGUUACCUAUCUAAAGAAACACUUUCAAAACAUUCCUCAAGUAAAUGUCGUUGAACAGACCAUGUGCAAGUCCAGGGAUCAUCUUCUGGAGACUCUCAAGGACGUGGAGCAUGAUGGAGGCGAAGGAGUUAUGCUGCGCCAACCGGGAAGUGAAUACGAGGGGAAACGCUCGUCUUCACUCCUUAAAGUCAAGACGUUUUAUGAUGGAGAGGCCGAAGUGGUUGGGUACGAACCCGGCAAAGGCAAGCACAAAGGUGUGACAGGCGCCCUUAAAUGCGUAAUGGCAUCUGGCAAGAAAUUUAGCGUUGGGUCAGGAUUGACCGAUAAACAACGCCGUGUACCGCCCAAAGUCGGGACCAUUGUAACAUAUCGCUUCCAAGAACUGACUCGUGAUGGAGUACCAAGGUUUCCCACAUUUGUCGGUAUUGCAAUCGACAAGGACAAGCCCAGUGACCCUUCGGUCCCGGAUAAUCACAUUAUAGGAAGCAGUAAUUGA
Messenger RNA from Rhizoctonia solani, 1662 nucleotides. RefSeq names its product ATP-dependent DNA ligase. Gene Ontology annotation, biological process: DNA repair; DNA recombination. The transcript is spliced from 12 exons. The coding region runs from base 1 to 1662 and encodes 553 amino acids. Gene Ontology annotation, molecular function: zinc ion binding; DNA ligase (ATP) activity; ATP binding. The record is from RefSeq and is a predicted model, not a curated record. NCBI's taxonomy places the organism in Eukaryota, Fungi, Basidiomycota, Agaricomycetes, Cantharellales, Ceratobasidiaceae.